CAGGGUAGGUUAUACUGUAUGUAUCCCAUAAACAGUAAAUGUCCUCACCUUCAUCAUAAGCAGCCUGUUCUACUUCAGUGUUGCUCAUUUUGCAUUAAUAGCUUAUGCCUUUGUUACUUGCGUGCAAAAUCCUCCUAAUUUCAUCUGCAUAUUGGGAUGGGUGGACCCAGGUCUAAAGCUAAAUGAAUUGAAUUAAUCACAAAACCUUUCACAAGAUCUGUAUCAGAAGGUUCUGUUUCAGCCUCCUCUUUGCGGAGCAAGGUUAAGGCAGUGUAAAUCCCCUAGGUAUUGCUUCUUUGGAAAACAUCUGUACACUACUGCAAGAAAACCACACAGAACACUUCAUGUUUAUUACUGUAAAGUCUGAAACAAUAAUUUAGCUAAUGAAUUGGAAAGGAGUACGAGUAUAGCGUCACUUGAUUAUCCUCUGAAUUCCUAUCAGACCAACUCCAGAUUUGUCAGUGUCUUCAUUUCUGUUUUUAGCAGAGUUCACUGUGACAGAGUCUCAGUGAAACAUCUAAGGUGUAUGUGAAAUAAAUUCUUCACUAAUUCACAGAACCUAGACAAAAUAAGGUUGAUAGUUAUUAUUUUCAAAGUCUUCUGGAGCUUGGAGCCAGUUCUGUAUACUUUGUGAACUAUAUCUAAAACAGGGGAAAUCAUUUCCAGUCAUUAUAUUUCUCAUUGGGCCAAUGUUUUAUUUCACUUUACAGAAAGAGAGUGAGAUCUUUCCUUUGACAGAAUGCCAAGUAGGAAAUAUGUGAAGAUACAGUUUUUGUACACAUUUAGAUUCCCCUUGUGGUUUAAAAACACCAUAUCUGUGCUACAUGACGAUUUGUUUUUCAUAACUAUAUAUGGUCAAAAGGAUGAUGAAUCUUGUCAGAGCUGCCUUGUUAACUGAAGUUGAACUUUGUAAAACACUUAACAUUGGGCUCUGACUUAAUAUUCAACUUGAUUCAUUGCUUGUUUUGUCCUUAGAGUAUACUUCUAGUGCACCAGUAUGAGACGAUAUUGUGUUGAUAAAAAAAGAAAAUUCAAAACUGUCUAAAAACUCUGUGGUCUAAACAAGAUGCCAAAGGAUGUUUCUUAUUUACUUCCAAAAAAACUCAAAUUCUGCUUAGGCUAUAAAAUAUUUUUUUUAAGUUUGUAUUUUAUGGACUUCAUUUAUGAGCUACAAACACAUGGAAGGUGAAUAUGGAGGUUCAUUGCAGUAACAUGAACCUGAGGACAGUCCCUCUGGAGCUGCCUCCUGGUAUUCGCAAACUGGACUUGUCUCAGAACCUCCUCCAGAACUUGACGGAGGAGAUUCGGGCUUUCUAUACUUCUGUGUAUCACCUGAGCUUCCACUCCAACAGGAUUGAGUUCAUACAGCCAGGUCUUUUUAAAGAUAUGACCAACCUUGAAGUGCUUGACCUGUCCAGGAACUAUUUAGACAUCUUUGCAAUGUCAAACUCUAAAGUUGGGCCUCUGUCCUCCGUGAAAAAACUGGACCUUUCGGGUAAUGGCCUGUACACUGGCAUGACCAGUAAUUUUUUGCACAAUGCACCAGCACUUUUGAACCUCUCGUUGAAUGGAAACAGCAUCACUAAAAUACACAAUGACACUUUUGCUGGGUCAUUGGCUCUAAGGAACAUUGAUUUACAUAAUAAUGUCAUCCUGGAAAUUGAGGAAGGAGCAUUUGACUAUUUGCCCGAUCUGUUUGAGCUCAACCUGUCAAUGAAUUCUAUCACCUGUAUCAAAGAUUUUAACCUCUCCCAACUGAAGCUGCUAAACCUCAGCCAAAAUAGCAUUGAGUCAUUUGAAACCACAGAGUCAGACCUGGAGUUCGAACUGUUAUAUCUCGAUCUGAGAGAAAACAAGAUAUUCUAUUUCCCAGUGCUCCCCAAAAGGAACAAGCUAAUUUACCUGGAUUUGUCCAGAAACCUACUUCAGAGUGUUUUCAAUAAAUCCUUUGUAAACUUUCUUGAACACAUCAGCUACAGUAGCUUCCAAAACCAUAGCCAGUCUUUAAACAAGACACUAUCUGUGGAUAGAUACAUCUUUCCCAACUUAGCAAAGUUGUUUUAUUUAGACUUGAGCUAUAAUGAAAUCAAAAGUAUCCCAACAUCCUUCUUUGGAAGCAUGGGAUCCUUAGAAUUUCUCAAUCUCAGCAACAACUGCCUUGAGGUUUUCUCUGUGGAUGAUGACAGUCCUUUGGCAUUCCUGGAAACCCUUGAUUUGAGUGCAAACACCCUCCAGAAUCUGUCAUUUGGAAAAAACGCACUUCAGUCUUUAAAAAAGCUUUAUCUGAGGGGGAAUCUUCUCAGUACCUUGGAUCCUUACACUUUCCUUCAUCUACCUAGUAUUGAAGUCCUUGACCUUCAGCAGAACAUCUUGAGUGUCUGUGGACUGCAAUGCAGGCAGCCUCAAGAGGAAUGCAGGGGAAAGGAAACUGGAUGUGUCUUCUUGUCUUCCAUCCCGUCAUUACGCUACUUAUACCUCUCCAGCAACGGCCUUGUAGCUCUGCCUCGGUAUGCUUUUUAUGACAGCCCUCUGCUGUUACUAGAUCUGUCGAACAACCCAGGCUUGGAAAUCAGCAAGGAAGCAUUUACUGGGUUAGAAUCGUCCCUGACGUAUUUAUCAUUCAAGGGGAACACUCUUCAGGCCCUAAAUAUGGACCUGUCACUCUUCACCGGGCUGAAAACUGUAGACCUGUCUUCAAAUCAAUUAACCGGGCUGCUUCUGUGGAACAGAGAGUCCUCCAUAGAGUUACUGAACUUACAGAACAACAGUCUCUUCACCCUUGAGUACAACACAGUACUGGUCCUGGAAAGGGCCCUGAAGACACUGUACUUAAGUGGGAAUCCCCUCAACUGCUGCAGCAACCCAAGAUUCAUGCACCUGAUUCAGAAGUCUGCUGUUGACAUCCCGGACAAAGACUCGGUGACGUGCCGGUACAUGCAGGAUUCGGAGUACAAGGAGAUUAACAUCUCGCAUGUAGCAGAGGAGCACUGUGAGGAGCAGGAGAGGAAGAGCGUCAGCGUCAUCAUCAUCAUCGUCACAGCUCUGGCGUUAAUCGCGGCCCUCGUCCUCCUCUCCAGGUGUUGCCACCAGCGGAAACGCAACGUGAGGGGCAGCUUUAAGGCCUGAACGCAAUGAAACGCCACAGCAGAGCUUGGCCAUGGGGAUAGAGGAAGCACCGUCCCGGAGCUCCUGUAACGCUAAGGCAAUUUGGCCUUUACACGGCUGCGUUCUCUUCCACAGUAAUGCAAGAUCAAGAAGACCAGCUGACAGGAAACUAGCUCGUCGUAUUCAUCCUUUCCACCCCUAGAAACAAUCUGAAGUAAAAUGCGGACCGUGGUCGUGAAUUUCACAAGUGUCUUCGUGGAAAUGUCUAACAAAGUGAUGUAAUGGUUUCAGUUUGCACUUUAGUCACUGUAAAUAUUUGUGAAUAUGACUUUAUUGUUAUUGCUUUACAAAAUGAAGCCAGAGAGCAUUCUGUAAAAUACUAGCAAUAGUGCUUACCAUACAACAGAACCAAAUAAUUACAGGAUAGCAGGAUUUCUCAAUGUGACCUCAAAACUAGAAAUAAUUAUGGUGCAAUUGCAUUCGUGUUUUUUUUUUCAGUUUCCUUCUAAUGUGUAACAAAUAUACAUUAAAUGAAACCUGCCUUUUUUUGAGACAGCACUACACUUUAAAGUCUAUAUUUACUGGAAAACUUUACAAAGACUUCUAUUUUUCCCCUUUCAAAAAGUUUGUUUUCACAGACCACAUUAUUAUUUUUGCCUUAGGGGAGAUACUGUGUAGUUCUCCAUUGUUAAAAAAAUAAGUUUCAGAUUUGUCCUGUUAUUUGUUUCCACUACAAUAGCCAUUCAUGUUUAGACUCGACAGUGAUCGUUGUAGUCAAUUAAUGAAGGACUGUGCCAGGAAAAUACUUUUACAAAAGGGGCUAUAAGGAGGACAAAAUUGAUGGGAAAAUAUCUGAAGAGAAAACACUGACAGUAUAUGCAAAAGUGUUGUUUCCUCUCAGACCUCAGGACACUAUGUGAUAACAUGGUCCAAGCAAUGUAGGACAAGAAUUCAUUUUCUUGUAAUUUGCUUUGUAUUUGAUUCCUGAGAUAAAUCUUUGACAUUUAGUCCUCUUUUAAAUGGAGGAAGGUGGGUUGUGUAGGUAACAGUUCAUUCCAGUCCAUUCUUAAUUUUAUUUUCAGUGAAGUUAUUGCCUGUAGUUAAUUACUGUAUGUAGGCAUAAACAACCUCAGUAUCCAUCUGCACAUAUUACAGUUGCACAAGGAGGUUAUCAAGGCAGCAAACAAAGGUCAUGAGUGAGAAAGAGCAGACUUGUACUGA
Molecule: messenger RNA, 4326 nt
Organism: Lepisosteus oculatus (spotted gar)
Lineage: Eukaryota; Metazoa; Chordata; Actinopteri; Semionotiformes; Lepisosteidae
Source: RefSeq, a predicted model, not a curated record